Malaclemys terrapin pileata is the source of this 2150-nucleotide messenger RNA. RefSeq names its product TLC domain containing 3B (gene TLCD3B). The record is from RefSeq and is a predicted model, not a curated record. Gene Ontology annotation, molecular function: sphingosine N-acyltransferase activity. Gene Ontology annotation, cellular component: endoplasmic reticulum; membrane. Bases 187 to 1023 code for a protein of 278 amino acids. NCBI's taxonomy places the organism in Eukaryota, Metazoa, Chordata, Testudines, Emydidae. Gene Ontology annotation, biological process: lipid homeostasis; ceramide biosynthetic process. The transcript is spliced from 5 exons.
UCAGAGCCACUGCCUGGAUCCAAGCAGCCGCUGCCUGCCCCCCAUCACCCCCACUACCAUGUGCAGCCCCCAGGCCUGUCCUCCAUCCAGCUUCAGCAAGGUCGGAUCCCAGCCCCACUGAUCCCCACCAAUCCCAAGCCCCCACCCCGGUCUGUGUGAGUCCCCCCCUUCCGCACCCCACCAGAGAUGUUUCACGCCUUGGUGGCUGGGAGCAUCGUCUUCCCAGGGCUCUUCCUGCUGGCCAAGAAUAGCCUCAAGCGGCUGCCCUGGCUGCAGUGGGAUGAGGCCGACGCUGUCAUCAUCUCAGCCAGGCUGGUCUCCUCCAUCCAAGCCGUCAUGGCCUCCACAGCCGGAUACAUCAUUUUCAGCUCCUGCCAGCACGUUAUCGAUGACCAGCAUUGGCUGACAAGCGCCUACACGCAGUUCGCGGUGCCCUACUUCAUCUACGACAUCUACGCCAUGUUCCUGUGCCACUGGCACAAGUACCGGGUAAAGGGGCACGAGAGCGCGGGGCCCCGCUCGCUGCGCACCGUCACCCGCACCUUCCUGCACAAGGAGUUCCUCAUGGUGCUGCACCACCUCUGCAUGGUGCUGGUGUGCUUCCCCAUCUCCGUGCUGUGGCGCCAGGGGAAGGGCGAUUUCUUCCUGGGCUGCAUGCUGAUGGCUGAGCUGAGCACCCCCUUCGUCUGCCUGGGCAAGGUGCUCAUCCUGUACAAGCAGCAGCACACCCUGCUGCACAAGGUGAACGGGCUGCUCAUGCUGGUGACCUUCUUCUGCUGCCGCAUCCUGCUCUUCCCCUAUAUGUACUGGGCCUACGGGCGCCACGCCGGGCUGCCCCUGCACCGCGUGCCCCUCGCCCUGCCGCCCGCCUACAACCUGGGCGCCGCCCUGCUUCUGGGCCCCCAGCUCUACUGGUUCGGCCUUAUCUGCCGCGGGGCCUUCCGCCUCUUCCGCCGCGCCCGGCCCAAGGACGCCACCGCCCUGCGCAACGGGCACGGCCCUGGGGGACGGGCGCUGGACUGAGCCCUCCGUGCCAAUGGGCACGGCCCCGGAGGGCGGGCGCUGGACUGAGCCCUCUGUGCCAAUGGGCAUGGCCCCAGAGGGCGGGCGCUGGACUGAGCCCUCCGUGCCAAUGGGCAUGGCCCCGGAGGGCGGGCACUGGACUGAGCCCUCCGUGCCAACGGGCAUGGCCCCAGAGGGCGGGCGCUGGACUGAGCCCUCUGUGCCAACGGGCACGGCCCCAGAGGGCGGGCGCUGGACUGAGCCCUCCGUGCCAAUGGGCAUGGCCCCGGAGGGCGGGCACUGGACUGAGCCCUCCGUGCCAACGGGCACGGCCCCAGGGGGUGGGCGCUGGACUGAGACCCCCGUGCCAUGGGCACCGCCCCAGGGGCAGGCACUGGACUGAGACUCCCGUGCCAUGGGCACUGCCCCGGGGCAGGCACGGGACUGAGACCUCCCAGCCCACCUGCUCUGCACCAAGGGCAUGGCCAGGGGUGGGCUCGCUGGCCUGAGACCCCCCCCCACCUGCUUGGUGCCACGGGCACUGCUCAGAAGGGUGGGCACUGCAUGGGGGCAGAGCCCCAGGCGCUGGCCUGAGCCCGUCCCCCGUGGUGGGCAGAGGGGUGACCUGACACCCGCUGCCAGCAGCUUCGAACUUAUUUAUUUAUUUAUUGGGGGCCUGCCCUGGAAUUCUCUGGGAGCUGCUGCAGGAGGGAGCGGGGCCCCCUCGGGCCCCCCACUUCUCCGGGGACUGCCCAGUAGGGGCUGGGGCGGUCCCUCUGGGCGGUGCUCAGUGGGGCACAGCUCAGACACCCCCUAAUCACGGGGGAUGUGGUGCAAAUUAGGGGGCCGGCUGUGCUGGGAGGUGGGGGCUUGGCCUGGAGAUUGGGGGGAACCCCUGGGCAUCUCAGGGGCCACCCAGGGGAUUGGGGGGGGCGCAGCCAGACUCCACCUGCAGACAGGGUUUGGGUGGACUUGGGGACCCCCCACACUGCCCCCCACUGUAGCAAUAACCAGGCAGUGGGUGGGGAACUGACCCUCCCCAAAGACUGCAGGCUCUGCCCCCCUAGCCCCCCCCAGGGCAGGAUGUAAAUGGGGGGGUUAUAACCCCAGGGCCUGCAAAGGAUUAAAGGAGCCUUCAUCUAAUGCCA